AUGAAGCUGUUGAAGGGAAAUGUGAUUGGAUUAGACGUCGAGUACAUUGAGGAGAUAUCAGAGGAGACACACCAUCCGACGAAGAAACCUGCCCUGUUGCAACUGUGUGACGAACACUCGGUUCUAUUGAUACAAUUGAAGAAUGGAUUGGAGUCGCGAUUACCCCGUAGAACUCUUCAGCUACUGUGUGAUCCCAAGAUCAUCAAGGUGGGUGUAGGAAUUCACAAUGAUUGCGCAAGUCUUGUUCGAGCCUACAGAGAUCGGUUCUUUCAAAACGGUCAUAUCAUCAGACAACCUGUCUCCAUACUGGAAUUAUCGCAUCUAGCGCACGAACUUGAUCGUCCCAGUACAUGGGAGUCGGGGUACUACAGUCUUGCAGGAUUAUGCGAGAGGUAUUUGGGCAAGAAGCUGUGCAAGAACGGCAAUAGUCAUAGAGGGGGUUGGAGUGAUCGACUGAGCGAGAAACAAAUAAACUACGCAGCAAACGAUGUCACAUCGGCGUUGCAGAUUUUCCUCAAGCUGAAAAGUCGAGCCGACAAAAUGGGAAAGAAAAUUGACAUAGGAAAACUCUGUCAGCCAAUUGAUGUCCCUGCUAUAUGUCGUAAGGCAAAUGUCACUCAUGAUAAAAGGUGA
Molecule: messenger RNA, 633 nt
Organism: Kwoniella botswanensis
Lineage: Eukaryota; Fungi; Basidiomycota; Tremellomycetes; Tremellales; Cryptococcaceae
Exons: 4
Coding region: 1-633 (210 amino acids)
Biological process (GO): nucleobase-containing compound metabolic process
Cellular component (GO): cytoplasm; nucleus
Molecular function (GO): nucleic acid binding; 3'-5' exonuclease activity
Source: RefSeq, a predicted model, not a curated record